Molecule: messenger RNA, 1431 nt
Organism: Molossus molossus (Pallas's mastiff bat)
Lineage: Eukaryota; Metazoa; Chordata; Mammalia; Chiroptera; Molossidae
Gene: NEU4
Product: neuraminidase 4
Exons: 3
Coding region: 1-1431 (476 amino acids)
Biological process (GO): ganglioside catabolic process; oligosaccharide catabolic process
Cellular component (GO): membrane; cytoplasm; lysosome
Molecular function (GO): exo-alpha-sialidase activity
Source: RefSeq, a predicted model, not a curated record
AUGGGGGCCCCCCGAGUCCCCACGCGGACCGUGCUCUUCCGGAGCGAGCGGAGCGGCCUGACCUACCGCGUGCCCGCGCUGCUGCCGCUGAGCCCCGGGCCCGCGCUGCUGGCCUUCGCGGAGCAGCGGCUCAGCCCCGACGACGCGCACGCCCACCGCCUGGUGCAGAGGCGCGGCUCGCUGGCGGGGGGCUCGGUGCGGUGGGGCGCCGCCCGCGUGCUGGGGACCGCGGCCCUGGAGGCGCACCGCUCCAUGAACCCCUGCCCAGUGCACGACUCGCGCACCGGCACCGUCUUCCUCUUCUUCGUGGCGGUGCGCGGCCAGACCCCCGAGGUUGCACAGAUCGCCUCGGGCAGGAACGCCGCGCGCCUCUGCUGCGUGACCAGCCGGGACGCCGGGCGCACCUGGGGCGGCGCGCGCGACCUGACGGCGGAGGCGGUGGGCGCAGUGGAGCGCGACUGGGCCACCUUUGCUGUGGGCCCCGGCCACGGCAUCCAGCUGAGCUCAGGCCGCCUGCUGGUCCCGGCCUACACCUACCGUGUGGACCGGCGGGAGUGCUUCGGCAGGAUCUGCAGGACCAGCCCCCACGCCUUCACCUUCUACAGCGAUGACCAUGGCCAGACCUGGCACCAUGGUGGCCUCGUGCCCAACCUGCGCUCGGGCGAGUGCCAGCUGGCUGUGGUAGAUGCAGGGCAGGCGGGCAGCGUCCUUUACUGCAAUGCCCGGAGCCCCCUGGGCAGCCGUGUGCAGGCCCUCAGCACAGACAACGGCACCUCCUUCCUGCCGGGAGAGCUGGUGCCCACCCUGGCUGAGACCGCCCGGGGCUGCCAGGGCAGCAUCCUGAGCUUCCCAGCCCCACCCUCUAGCAGGCCGGGCAGUGAAGGAUGGGCAGUGGGCUCUAGGAAGACCCCUUUUCCUCCAAACCUCUGUCCUGGAGCCCAAGAAUCCCCAGAGGAGGGCACUGGAGACACCCAAGGGGGUGAGGGGCUGUGCGGGACACAGGGACCUGGGGACGGCCCACAGGACCCUGGCCCCUGGGGGCCUAGGCCAGGGCCUGGGCUUGGUGGAGACAGGAGGGCCUGGGCCCUGUCUCAGAGCCCCACAUGGCUGCUGUAUUCCCACCCGGUGGGGCGCAGGGCUCGGCUCCAUAUGGGUGUCCAUCUGAGCAGGUUCCCCCUGGACCCCUACAGCUGGACGGAGCCCUGGGUGAUCUACCAGGGCCCCAGCGGCUACUCUGACCUGGCAUCCCUGGGCCCCACCCCCGAGGGAGCCCUGAACUUUGCGUGUCUGUACGAGAGUGGAGCAAGGGAGUCCUAUGAAGAAAUCUCCUUCUGCGUGUUCUCCCUGCGCGAGGUCCUGGAGAACGUGCUUCCGGGCCCCGAGCCCACGGGCCUGGGGAGCAAACCUCAGGGGCUGUGCUGGCCCUCCUGA